Molecule: messenger RNA, 2231 nt
Organism: Panicum virgatum (switchgrass)
Lineage: Eukaryota; Viridiplantae; Streptophyta; Magnoliopsida; Poales; Poaceae
Product: arogenate dehydratase/prephenate dehydratase 6, chloroplastic-like
Exons: 1
Coding region: 752-1993 (413 amino acids)
Biological process (GO): L-phenylalanine biosynthetic process
Cellular component (GO): cytoplasm; chloroplast
Molecular function (GO): prephenate dehydratase activity; arogenate dehydratase activity
Source: RefSeq, a predicted model, not a curated record
GAGAGUUAUUAAUUGAUGUACAAAAACCUGAGUCCAAAAUUGUACAUUGCAAAUCUCUCUUUUUUUUUGAAGGACUAGAUUGCAGAUAUCACAAUCCACAAUUCAGUGGCUUAGAUUACCAACCGUGCGUGCCUUGGCUAUUCAGAAUUUGAAUCCAGACGUUGCCCAACCUUUUUUUUUCUGCUGAUUAUCACUUCCCUUGGCUCAAUUUGCAACUGUGCUGUCCUCUAAAAUGAAUUGGGACGCUUGGCUUCCACCCUGCAGUGACAUUACCGCAGAGUCUCGAGCAUUUUUCCACACAUUUUCCUGGAGUGUACGGGCAGAGCCCCGCGGUCGUUCUGGGAAGCGACGGCGAAACGGGGGAAGCGGGCGCAGGACGCGCGCGAGGGGGAGGGGGAAUGCACUGCACGUUCCGUCUCGUUCCACGGCGAGGGCGAGCCGGGGUUAGUUGGCUGCUGCGGUGGCGUGCCGGAGAUGGAAAUAUUUUUGGACGCUGACCCAACCAACCCCCGCCUCGACGCAUCCCCACCAACCCCUGCCUCACGCUCCGCCUCCGAGCCUCAGACCAACCCAGAUCACCGAUCGCCGGCGCCACCUAUAUAUCGCGGCACACCCGCCCCUGACCUCCUCAGCUUCACGCUCCGAAGCUUCAACUACCCAUCCAGUUUACCUGAGCAGAGCACGAAAGCAGAGCGCGGAGAGGGAGGUAGCUACCUGAGCCGAGCUGACAGCAGAGCAGAUUGGUGCGGCAAUGGCUGCGGCGAGUAUGAUCAGGGCGCCGGUCGGGCAGAAUCCGAGGCUCGCGGGGAGGGGCGGCGGCGUGGUCCGGUGCUCGUUGCAGGGCGCGGUGGUGGGCGGCCGGGCCGAGUGGCAGAGCAGCUGCGCGGUGCUGUCCAGCAAGGUGGCCGCGCUCGGCGCGCACACGGUCAACGGCCACGUCGCGCCCGCGCCCGCGCCGCCGCAGCACGGGGCGGUGCUGGAUCUGGUCCCCGUGAGCAGCAUCGACGGCGGCGUCAAGAAGAACCUGCCGCAGCCGCUGCGUAUCGCGGACCUGUCCCCGGCGCCGAUGCACGGGUCGCAGCUGCGCGUGGCGUACCAGGGCGUGCCCGGCGCGUACAGCGAGAAGGCGGCCGGCAAGGCGUACCCGGGCAGCGACGCCAUCCCCUGCGACCAGUUCGAGGUGGCGUUCCAGGCCGUGGAGCUCUGGAUCGCCGACCGCGCCGUGCUCCCCGUGGAGAACUCGCUGGGCGGCAGCAUCCACCGCAACUACGACCUGCUGCUCCGGCACCGGCUCCACAUCGUCGGCGAGGUGCAGCUCCCCGUGCACCACUGCCUGCUGGCGCUCCCGGGGGUGCGCAAGGAGUGCCUCACCCGCGUCGUCAGCCACCCGCAGGCGCUGGCGCAGUGCGAGCACACGCUCACCGCCAUGGGCCUCAACGUCGUGCGCGAGGCCUUCGACGACACCGCCGGCGCCGCCGAGCACGUGGCCGCCAACGGCCUCCGCGACACGGCCGCCAUCGCCUCCUCCCGCGCCGCCGAGCUGUACGGGAUGGAGGUGCUCGCCGACGGCAUCCAGGACGACUCCGGCAACGUCACCCGCUUCGUGAUGCUGGCCAGGGAGCCCAUCGUGCCGCGCACCGACCGCCCCUUCAAGACCAGCAUCGUCUUCGCGCACGACAAGGAGGGCACCUCCGUCCUCUUCAAGGUGCUCUCGGCCUUCGCGUUCCGGGACAUCUCGCUCACCAAGAUCGAGAGCCGCCCGCACCGCCACCGGCCCAUCCGCCUCGUCGACGACGCCAACGUCGGCACCGCCAAGCACUUCGAGUACAUGUUCUACAUCGACUUCCAGGCGUCCAUGGCCGAGCCCCGCGCGCAGAACGCGCUGGCCGAGGUCCAGGAGUACACCUCCUUCCUCCGGGUGCUCGGGAGCUACCCCAUGGACAUGACCCCCAUGACCGCCGGCUCCUCCUCCGAUACCUCGCCGUCGUCCUGAUUACUGCUCCUGCAGCCCCCCGAGGAGGAGAAGCCGUCGAGCGAGUAGGGACGUUGGUUUCUGGUCAUGUCGUCCUACUCGAUCGUCCCUCGCCGCUGCGCUGCCCGGGAGCAAUUAAUUUUGAUUUUUUUACCUUUAUUUAUUUAUCUAUCGUGGUAAUACGUGUAAUUGUUCCAAGUUCAUCUCGAUAGCGGUGAAUACAAGUACCUGUCAGAUAGGCGAAACUCAUGUUCAUGCC